AAAAAUAAAUAAACAAACAAACAGUAUAUAUAUUUGGUUUCUCUCACACGGCUUCAAAUUUCGAAUUUGAAGCAAAAAAAUCCCAAACAGACACAACGGUGAUGAUGAUUUCGCUACGAAACCUCUGUAGCUUCUUCACCAUCCUCUUAGCAACAAUCAUACUCACAACGACGUCGUUUACUGAUGCACAAUCGUGCAACGGUAUACUCGUCUCAUACUCCUCCUCCACCGGAGUACAACUGCCGCCUAACGUCACCGACCCAAAGAAGCAACCCUACCGAUUCGAAUCAACCUUAAGCGUGCUAAACAACGGUCUCGAUGAACUCAAGUCAUGGAAAGUCGCCGUCGAGUUUCAGCACGACGAGUAUCUUGUUUCUGCUUCAAAUGCUGUUCUCGCUGACGGUACUACCCUCCCUGCCGAAGUUGGAAACGGCACCGUUUUUGCUGGUUUUCCGCAGACGGAUCUGAAGACUGCUGUUGAAACAGCUGGUGAUUUGACUCAGAUGCAGGCUCAGGUCAGUCUUGUUGGGACUGUUUUUGGUGUGGCGCCGCCGGAUGUUCCGUUGCCGAAGUCGAUCAAGCUUGCUAAUGAUGGAUUCAUCUGUCAAAAAACCACCGGUCAAGGUAAGAAUGGGACUAAUGUUUGUUGCACAAGAGAUCCUAAGUUCAAAGCAAACAUCACUACAGAUGAAAAGUUUCUGCCGCGUCAAAAUGGCGAUCUUACGAUCAUGUAUGAUGUGAUUAGAUCCUAUGAUUCAAAUUACUGGGCAGAGGUUACGAUCGGUAACCAAAAUCCUCUCGGAAGGCUUGAUAAUUGGAGGUUGAGCUGGGACUGGAUGAAUGACGAGUUUAUAUUUACAAUGAAAGGAGCUUAUCCAUCUGUUCUGGAUGCUUCUGGUUGUAUUUUUGGUAAGCAAGGUACAUACUACAAGGAUCUGGAUUUUGCUAAUGUAUUGAAUUGUCAGAGGAGGCCUACCAUUAUUGAUCUUCCUCCUACAAAAUUCAAUGAUACUGAUGUUGGGAAAAUUCCUUCUUGUUGCCGUAACGGUACUAUAUUGCCAAAAUCUAUGGAUCCUAGUAAGUCUAUUUCGAGAUUCCAAAUGCAGGUGUACAAAAUGCCGCCGGUGCUUAACCGAUCCGAGCUUUCACCACCACAGAACUGGAAGAUUAGUGGUUCACUUAACCCUGACUACAAAUGCGGUCCUCUGGUUCGUGUUAGUCCUACCGAGAAUCCAGAUCCAACAGGGUUGCCGUUAAACAAAACUGUAAUGGCAAGUUGGCAGGUUGUGUGUAACAUUACAACAGCCAAGGGAACAUCAAGUAAAUGCUGUGUCUCAUUUUCAGCUUAUUACAAUGAAUCAGUUAUUCCUUGCAAAACGUGUGCAUGUGGAUGCCCCAAGAAUACAGCAAGAACAUGUAGUACUACUGCACCUGCCAUGUGGCUUCCCUCAGAUGCUGUCCUUGUUCCUUUUGAGAACCGAACUGCCAAGGCUUAUGCGUGGGCAGGGAUAAAACAUCUACCAACGCCAAACCCACCACCUUGUGGUGAUAACUGCGGUGUGAGCAUCAACUGGCAUUUACUGUCAGAUUAUAAUAAAGGCUGGAGUGCAAGGGUCACACUUUUCAAUUGGGGUGAGACUAAUUUUGCAGACUGGUUUACUGCUGUGCAAAUGGACAAAGCAGCUGCAGGUUUUGAGAAAAUGUACUCGUUCAAUGCAAGCGCCAUAGAAAUAGGCGGUGUUAAUAAUACGAUAAUAAUGCAAGGUUUGGAGGGAUUGAACUACCUUGUUGGAGAAACAAAUGGAGCUAACCCUCGCACAGAUCCUAGGGUGCCUGGGAAACAACAGUCAGUAAUCUCAUUCACAAAGAAAACUACUCCUGGAAUCAGUGUUGUUCGUGGUGGUGACGGGUUUCCCAAGAAAGUCUUCUUCAAUGGGGAGGAAUGUUCUCUUCCUUCUGUACUUCCAACCAGUGGUGCUUCCAGGAAGGAAUUUUCCUUUGCUACUUUGAUGCUUCUACCAUUGUUGCUAGUCGUCUUCUUGUUAUAGUAGUGGUUAUGUUCCGUUCGAUUUUGCUAUUCUGGCUUGCUGUUUUCCUGGAUAGGAUUUGAUUCAUAUAUAUUGACCUCGUCACAGAAACAAGAAUGAGAAAUAUCGAGGACUGAGUCGCGGUGUGGUAACAUCCAUGCUUUAUGUCUAGAUUAGAUUUUGUUGUAAUACUUAUUCAACUGAUAUGAUUCUUUCAACCUUGUUAUUAUGGUACAGAAGAUUGUAGAUUUGUAGUGAUAGAAAUGUUACUUUUCUAUUGAAAGUUCUUUAGUAUUAUAA
Molecule: messenger RNA, 2327 nt
Organism: Medicago truncatula (barrel medic)
Lineage: Eukaryota; Viridiplantae; Streptophyta; Magnoliopsida; Fabales; Fabaceae
Product: COBRA-like protein 7
Exons: 2
Coding region: 102-2048 (648 amino acids)
Biological process (GO): cellulose microfibril organization
Cellular component (GO): membrane
Source: RefSeq, a predicted model, not a curated record